ACGGCCGCCUCCACGUGACCCAAACAGGUUCGGGCACUUCCGCUUCCCCCGGGCUUUCUUCUCGUCAGUGUCCGCGGCCGGGCCGCUGCCGGUCCCCGCGGAAGCGGCGGUGGCGGCGUCAUGGCGGAGCUGACGGCUCUGGAGAGUCUCAUCGAGAUGGGCUUCCCCAGGGGACGCGCGGAGAAGGCUCUGGCCCUCACAGGGAACCAGGGCAUCGAGGCUGCGAUGGACUGGUUGAUGGAGCACGAAGACGACCCCGAUGUGGACGAGCCACUAGCGACCCCCCUUGGACAUGUCCUGGGACGGGAACCCACGCCUUCGGAGCAAAGUAGCCCCGAAGGACCUGGGUCUGCUGCCGGAGAAGGCAAACCCCCGUUGAGUGAAGAGGAAAGACAGGAACAGACUAAGAGGAUGUUGGAGCUGCUGGCCCAGAAGCAGCGGGAACGUGAAGAGAGAGAGGAGCGGGAGGCCCUGGAACGCGAACGGCAGCGCAGGAGACAAGGGCAGGAGUUGUCAGCUGCCCGACAGCGGCUCCAGGAGGAUGAGAUGCGCCGGGCUGCUGAGGAGCGGCGGAGGGAAAAGGCUGAAGAGUUAGCGGCCAGACAAAGAGUCCGAGAAAAGAUCGAAAGGGACAAAGCAGAGAGAGCCAAGAAGUAUGGGGGUAGUGUGGGUUCUCAGCCACCCCCACCUACGACGACAGAGCCAGGUCCUGUUCCCGCCUCUCCCAGCCAGGAGCCUCCCACGAAGCGGGAGUAUGACCAGUGUCGCAUUCAGGUCAGGCUGCCAGAUGGGACUUCCCUGACCCAGACGUUCCGGGCACGGGAACAGCUGGCGGCCGUCAGGCUCUAUGUGGAGCUCCACCGUGGGGAGGAGCUAGGAGGGGGCCAGGACCCUGUGCAGUUGCUCAGUGGCUUCCCCCGGCGGGCCUUCUCAGAAGCUGACAUGGAGCGGCCUCUGCAGGAGCUGGGUAUGACACGUGGCACCAGAAACCAGGAUUUGGGGGACAGGAGGCAUCCCUGAGGAGGGAAGGGGAGGUGCAAAGAGGAGGGACCUUGUGGAGAUGGUGCGAGGCCAGGAACUUGGGGGAGGCAAGAAGCAGGUAUUGCUGUGGUUCAAACCUGUUUUCUUCCAUCUUCAGGACUUGUGCCUUCUGCUGUCCUCAUUGUGGCCAAGAAAUGUCCCAGCUGAGAGGCCUUUUCCCACCAUCCCUCUCUGACUUCUCCAUCUUUGAUAAAGCACUGACAUCUUCCUAAUAAAUAAACCCUCUGAGUUCUGUA
Messenger RNA from Phacochoerus africanus (Common warthog), 1277 nucleotides. It is a transcript of the gene UBXN1, whose product is annotated as UBX domain protein 1. The transcript has 9 exons. The record is from RefSeq and is a predicted model, not a curated record. Gene Ontology annotation, molecular function: protein binding. Bases 121 to 1020 code for a protein of 299 amino acids. Lineage: Eukaryota; Metazoa; Chordata; Mammalia; Artiodactyla; Suidae.